UUUACUUUAACUGUAGCUACAUUACUGGUCAUUAAGAAAUCAAUUCUGACACGAAAUGGGAAAAUAGAAAAACUGAGAGAAGAGAGGACCCAAAAAAAAAUACAUAUAUCUUUUUUGAUCAGUGCCUGGGCGUAUGAUUGUUGCGUCUCUUCAUCGUCUCCAUCCUCGAAUCUCGAUCGCCACAUCACCGGGUUCUAUCCUUCACGAUGUGUCUUCGAGCAUGAGAUUUGGAUUGACGCGACAUCUCCCUUUGAAACGAUCUUUCGCCAAUUAUUCAAUCACUUCCCGAUCGCCAGAAUUACUGCCAAAAUCGCCGGUGACCAUGGCGACCACCGAGAGCGCAAGUCAUGUAAAAACUUCGACGGAGGAGACAGAUAAGAAGAAGACGGAGGAGGGAGUUGAUAGCAAGGAGGAGGAGAAGGAGGUUUCGCUUCCUCCGCCGCCGGAGAAACCAGAACCUGGCGAUUGUUGCGGUAGCGGCUGUGUCCGAUGCGUUUGGGAUGUCUAUUACGAAGAGCUCGAAGAUUACAACAACUCGAUUUCUGGACUUACUAAAUCAAACUGAGUGAAUUUGCUUCUGAUUAUUUUUUUCUCACAAUGAUAUUUGUCUAUGUUGAUCUGUUUCAUUGCUUUGUCGAAGCAACAUUUUGGAUCUCUCUAUGAACUUUUGAGAGCUGAUGAGCAUAUAAUUAUAUCAA
Molecule: messenger RNA, 698 nt
Organism: Capsella rubella
Lineage: Eukaryota; Viridiplantae; Streptophyta; Magnoliopsida; Brassicales; Brassicaceae
Product: UPF0651 protein YPL107W, mitochondrial
Exons: 1
Coding region: 134-565 (143 amino acids)
Source: RefSeq, a predicted model, not a curated record